Molecule: messenger RNA, 429 nt
Organism: Pediculus humanus corporis (human body louse)
Lineage: Eukaryota; Metazoa; Arthropoda; Insecta; Psocodea; Pediculidae
Product: mitosis protein dim1, putative
Exons: 2
Coding region: 1-429 (142 amino acids)
Biological process (GO): mRNA splicing, via spliceosome
Cellular component (GO): U4/U6 x U5 tri-snRNP complex; U5 snRNP; spliceosomal complex
Source: RefSeq, a predicted model, not a curated record
AUGUCUUAUAUGUUAGGACAUUUACACAACGGCUGGCAAGUCGAUCAAGCGAUUUUAUCCGAAGAAGAUCGUGUGGUAGUUAUUCGCUUUGGACAUGAUUGGGACCCUACAUGUAUGAAAAUGGACGAAGUUCUUUACAGUAUAGCUGAAAAAGUUAAAAAUUUUGCAGUGAUUUAUUUAGUGGAUAUUACGGAAGUUCCAGACUUUAAUAAAAUGUACGAGUUGUACGAUCCGUGUACUGUAAUGUUUUUCUUUAGAAAUAAGCAUAUCAUGAUAGAUUUAGGUACUGGUAAUAAUAAUAAGAUAAAUUGGGCAUUAGAAGACAAACAAGAAAUGAUUGAUAUAGUUGAAACAGUUUAUAGAGGGGCUAGAAAAGGAAGAGGUUUAGUUGUUUCACCAAAGGAUUACUCAACAAAAUACAGAUAUUAG